Messenger RNA from Pygocentrus nattereri (red-bellied piranha), 1752 nucleotides. RefSeq names its product G protein-coupled receptor 78b (gene gpr78b). Gene Ontology annotation, cellular component: membrane. The coding region runs from base 423 to 1442 and encodes 339 amino acids. Lineage: Eukaryota; Metazoa; Chordata; Actinopteri; Characiformes; Serrasalmidae. Gene Ontology annotation, molecular function: G protein-coupled receptor activity. The transcript is spliced from 3 exons. The record is from RefSeq and is a predicted model, not a curated record. Gene Ontology annotation, biological process: adenylate cyclase-activating G protein-coupled receptor signaling pathway.
ACGUGGCCUCCCACGUUGGGCUUUCUUUGUGCGCAUGAUCUUUGGACAAAGCGCUCGUGAGCUUGGCAGUGGCAGUGAGUUUGCGCUGAGAGAGGCGCAGGAAGGCAGAGGAGCAGUGUUUGGAGGGAGAACCUCGCUCAGCACCAACAACCUGCAACCCGCCAGCCGCAGUCUUUCAGUCAGAAAGGCGAUGAUGACGCGACAAUAGCGUCGCUGACUUUAACGAGGGAAGCGCUCGGGGAUUAACACGAGUCGUCCGCGCUUCAGCACCCUGGACAGCGCACCAGCCAAGUUGCGCCUUUCGCCACUUCUGCACUUCUGCGCAGCGGCGGACCUUAAUGAGGAACCAUGCGCGUGCCAACGUGCUCUCCAUCCCCUGGCGUAGACUGCGUAGCCCGACUGGACUUCUUCUGAAGUGAGAAAUGGACUUGGCAGAAACUCUGCUUGCGCUGUUCAUCGUCGUGGUCGCGAUCGUCUCUUUGCUGUCCAACUUGCUGGUGCUGCUAUGCUUCGUCCACAGCAGCGAGAUCCGCAAACAGGUGCCGGGCAUUUUCACCAUGAACCUGUCCUUCUGCAACAUCCUGAUCGCCACGCUCAACAUGCCGUCCACUCUGGUGGGCAUCGUGAAGAACCAGCAGCCUUUCGGGGAUCGCCUGUGCCGCGCGGUCAGCUUCCUCGAGACUUUCCUGACCGCUAACACCAUGCUGAGCAUGGCAGCGCUGAGCAUCGACCGCUGGGUCGCGGUGGUCUUCCCGCUCAGCUACUCCACUAAGAUGCGCUACCGGGACGCGCUCGUGCUCGUUUGUUACUCGUGGCUCCACUCGCUCACCUUCUCGCUGGUGGCGCUGCUCUUCUCCUGGGUGGACUACAGUCAGGUCUACGCCUCGUGCACGCUGAAGCUGACCGAGGAGAGCGCGCGCACCAAGUUCGCCGUCUUCACCGUCGUCUUUCACGCCACCAGCUUCAUGCUGUCGCUGCUCAUUUUGUGCGUCACCUACUUGAAGGUGCUGAAAGUCGCACGCUUCCACUGCAAGAGGAUCGACAUCAUUACCAUGCAGACCCUCUUCUUGCUGGUAGACAUACACCCAAGUGUUAAGCAACGCUGCCUCGCCGAACAGAAGAGGAGGAAACAGCGCGCGACCAAGAAAAUCAGCAUUUUUAUUGGAUCGUUUGUCAUCUGUUUCGCCCCGUAUGUCAUCACCAGGCUGACGGAGCUUCUUCCCUUUGUGGAUAUCAAUCGGUACUGGGGCAUUGUUAGCAAAUGCUUAACCUACAGCAAGGCUGCUUCGGAUCCCUUUGCGUAUUCUCUUUUGCGCCAACAGUACAAAAAAGUCCUGGUAACCGUGGCCAACCGGCUACUGAAACGAGACUUAUAUCCUUCCUCUGGACAUAACAGUUCGCUGGACACAGAAAAUGACUAUUCUCUCCAAAGAAUCAGCUAAUGACAGCUGUAGACACAGGAAAAUCCCAAUGCCUUGAUGUCAAAAGAGGAAGAUACUGAGAGAGAGAGAGAGAGAGAGAGAGAGAGAGAGAGAGAGAGAUUAGGAUGGUCAUCCAGAUAGAGUUGGUGAUGAUGACAUGAUGUACACACAGCCAUAUGCAGUACAAUUUGCAGUGGUAAACAUGGACAGUAGCAAAGGAUAUGUGACCAAUUGGCCAUGUAUUCUUUUGUAUACAAACAACAUACUCACACACACAUACACAAACAAGAUCACACACACACACACACACACACACACACACACACACACA